AUGGGAGAGAGGUCUAAUUUACCAGCAAGAUUCUAUAAGGUUAUUUUGCCUUCAACCACUACCCAACAAAGACUAAGAAUCCCGAACAAAUUUGUCGAAAAAUAUGGUAAUGAACUCUCUAGCAUUGUCAAACUUACAGACCCUAUUGAUAGCACUUGGUGUGUGAGGUUGGUGAAGGUGGAGGAGACGAUUUGGCUUCACGAUGGCUGGGAAAAGUUUGUCGAGGACCAUUCUAUCGGUUAUGGCUACUUUUUACUCUUCAAAUACAAAGGGAAUUCAUGCUUCAAUGUGCAUAUAUUUGAUUUAACGGCCACUGAAGUUGAAUAUCUUGAUAAUAAUAGUAAUUUUGAAGGAACUAAUCGCGUUAUUCAGAACUUUACUCAUAAACGAGAUAUUUCCUCUUCAAGAAAUGAAGGUGGGAUCAAUGCAACACAUGGUAGAAGCCAUGGAGUCAAAAGAGGUAACAGUGAUGCAACUAAGAACUCAAAAUCUCACCGUUUCUAUCGAACACGAAGCAAAUGUAACAUAGAAGAUGGGAGAGUGGAAAUUAAUGAGAAUUUGAAUAAAUCAAGAAAUUUUUCGCCUAUAAAUCCUUCAUUUGCAGUUGUUUUGAAACCGUACCAUCUGUUAAAAAGUACGUUGUACGUGCCAGCCUCAUUUGCUGAGCAUCUUCCAAGCAAGCCGGGGUACAUUGAACUUCAUGAUUCUAAUGGGAAGAAGUGGCUGGUCCGUUUCACUCGAAACUUAAAGCUUAAUGAGAACAAUUUAUGCAGUGGAUGGAAGAAAGUCGUAAAGGAAAAAAGUCUCAAGGUGGGAGAUACAUGUGUUUUUGAACUGAUCGACAUCAAUAAACUCAUGCUAAAGGGCGAUGACCUCAACAACGUAUUUGUUCUUGAGUUGUUCAAUCUUGUUUACGUCAAGUGCAAUAUUUGA
Messenger RNA from Fraxinus pennsylvanica, 933 nucleotides. The record is from the annotation of a GenBank genome assembly. NCBI's taxonomy places the organism in Eukaryota, Viridiplantae, Streptophyta, Magnoliopsida, Lamiales, Oleaceae.